AUGGGCGCCAAGAUUUCCUGCUCUUCCAUCCACCGAGGAACCCUCUCGCAGCAGCCACACCAUCCGGCGCCGGUCAGGGUCAUCGCCGCCGACGGCUCGCUGAAGGAGCUCCCAGCCAGCCCCCGAGUCGCCGUCUCCGACGUUCUUGCCGGCGAGGCCGCCUCCUUCUUCGUGUGCAACUCCGACGCGCUCUACUUCAACGAGCCCCCACCUGCGCUAGCCUCCGACGAGCUGCUCCGGCCGGGACAAAUAUACUUCCUGCUUCCGGCCGCGGAGCUGGGGCGGCCGCUCUCGAGCGCCGACAUGGCCGCGCUCGCCGCGCGGGCGAGCGCAGCCAUCGCGGCCAAGAGCCCCGAGCAGCGCGGCGGCAAGAAGAACCUGCGCGUCGUGCCGGUGCGCGAGGAGGUGGAAGACUGCGAGGACGUCAUGUUCAACGAGAAGCUUAACGAGCGGACGCUCGGGGAGUUCGCCGUGUCGCUGAGUCCGGCGAAGAAGAACAACGGGAAGCUCGCAGCGCGGUCGCGGCUGAGGCUGAAGCGAGCUCUGAGCAUCAUACAGGAGGCUGCUGACUGA
Molecule: messenger RNA, 573 nt
Organism: Triticum turgidum subsp. durum (durum wheat)
Lineage: Eukaryota; Viridiplantae; Streptophyta; Magnoliopsida; Poales; Poaceae
Source: the annotation of a GenBank genome assembly